AUGUCUUCUAGAAUCACCAGAUCUUCGGCCCGUCAAGCAGCGAGCCAGGCAGCCCAAUCCUCUGCUUCUGCUCCUGCUGCUGCCACAGCUGCCGCUGCUGACGUUCCGACCAUACCAACAUCCACCCCAUCCUCUCGAAAGCGAAAAGGGCCUACUACUGACAAAAGCCCACCUUUGCCACCCGGGUCUUCAGGUCGACGGUCCAAGAGACAGAAGAUCCCCGAAGCCGUUUCUUCCCCCGCCACCACCAACAAUCACCCACCCCCAUCCAGGACUCGGAGAAGGGGAAAGACAACUGCAGAUAUGGAUAGUCCAGACAACGAGCGUUCUGGUCCUGCGAAUCCCUCCGAACCUUCUAUCCCAUCCGGCUCGUCUAGUAGAAAGUCGAGUCGAUCCAAGAAGCCCACAGGCACGCAAGACUCAGCAUCCGGCGCGACUCUCUCGACACGGAGGUCGAAGCGAAAUCUCGACAAUGCCGCUGAUCAGGAUACGGUCAUGACGGGAACCGACGAGAAUAGGGAUCCUGGGCCGCCGCCCCCACCGCCCCCUCCGAUCGAUCACCAUGACGAUGACGAUAGUGAAGACAACGAGGAUGACGAAGACGAGGAUGAGGCACGAAGAUACGAUGAUGACGACGAUGAGGACGAAGAUCCUUUUGGCGGAUUCAGCGGACCUCCAGGUUCUCUAUCGAGCACUCUGCGAGCACUGACCGGGAUGAUGUCGGGCCUCAGCCAUAGGUUACGGGAAUUGCUCAGCAGCCUUCGGUCGGAUGACCUUUCGGUCCAACUGAUAGCUCUUCAAGAGCUGUCGGAGAUCCUUUUGGUUUCCAACGAGGAUAAUCUUUCGGGCCACUUCUCUCCCGAUGCUUUUGUCAAGGAAUUGGUAACCUUGAUGAACAAGGAGGACAGCCCUGAGAUCAUGCUUCUGGCGUGCCGCUGUCUGGCAAACCUAAUGGAGGCUUUGCCCGCCAGCGUGGCGAACGUCGUCUAUGGGAAUGCCGUCCCAGUCUUAUGCCAGAAGCUCCUCGAGAUCUCCUUUAUCGACUUGGCUGAACAAGCUCUCAGCACCUUGGAAAAGAUAUCUGUCGAAUAUCCCACUAGCAUCGUCCGCGAGGGUGGCCUAACUGCCUGCUUAUCAUAUCUCGACUUCUUUGCAACAGGAACGCAGAGGACCGCCGUUACAACCGCGGCAAACUGCUGCCGUAAUAUCCCUGAGGAUUCUUUCCCAGUGGUUCGCGAUGUCAUGCCUACACUCCUCAACGUCCUCAAUAGCAACGAUCAGCGUGUUGUGGAGCAAGCAUCUCUCUGCGUCUCGGGCAUCGUUGAGAGCUUUAAAUAUCAUCCGACCAAGCUUGAGGAAUUGGUCAGCGUGGAUCUACUCCGGGGUGUGCUGCGUCUUCUCGUCCCUGGCACAACCAACAUGAUUGGAUCCAGCAUUCACACCCAGUUCCUGCGAGUCCUGGCAUUCACCGCGAGAGCAAGCCCUCGUCUCUCUGCAGAUCUUUUCAAACUCAAUGUGGUUGAGACUUUGUAUCAGAUUCUCACAGGAGUAUCACCACCAAGCGGAACUGAAGAUGUGGCAUCCAAGCUGGACAGCGUUGUUAUCAUGCAGGCCCUGAUUCACCGACCCCGAGAGCAGAUUAUCGAGACACUCAAUGUCAUUUGCGAGCUUCUGCCUAACCUGCCUAGGAACGCUGAUCCAUCCUUUGGUGAUUUCGUCGAGCUUCAGGCAUCGACCGAGUCCAUCGACGGAGGUGGCAGAAACCGGAGAACUCCCAACGAGAAGCGCAUCGAGCUUCUAGAGACCUGCAAAGAUGAAGUUCGCCGCUUCGCCCUUAUCAUCUUCCCCACCUUGACCGAUGCCUUCUCCAGCACUGUCAACUUGAGCGUUCGCCAAAAGGUCCUGACAGCGCAGCUGAAGAUGCUCUCUAAUCUCGACGAGGACAUCUUGGUUGAGGCACUGACUCCCGUCCCCUACGCAUCUUUCUUGGCUUCGAUCUUGUCGCAACAGGACCACGCAUCUCUUGUGAUGUUGGGUCUUCAAGCAGCCGAACUCCUGCUCAGUCGACUUGACAAGAUCUAUCGUUACCAAUUCUACCGGGAAGGCGUCUUCCUGGAAAUCACAAAGAUCGCAAACGAGGAGGAACCUGCCGAGACACAUCCGGAGGAGACAGAUAAGCAAAAUGGUGAGGGCGAACAGGCGGCGGAACGGAGAGAAAACGAACACUCUUCAGACCAGGACUCUGACCACGACGAAGAAGACGAUGAAGAACGCGAAUCAUCGGAUGAAGAUGAAGACGAAGAGCACGAGAACGAGAACGACGAGGCUCACAACGACGACAUGUCCCCUGUUAGCUCACGGGGAUCGACCAUGUCCCUCGAAAUUCCCCUCCAUCGCUUUGUGUCCGAUGUGCGGUCCAUGAAGACUCGUAUCCGCGAGGUGGCCGAGAAGUUCCUGGAGACACACGAGACCGAAGGCCACGGCCAGGCCAUGAAGGCCAAGGCAACGAUGAUCCUGGAUGCGCUGUCAGAGUUGGCGGGUGAACUCGAAACCUAUUAUCUCAAACGCUCCUCUUCGAAUGUCACGCCUGACAAAGGAAAGGAGUUGUUCACGAAGCUUGCGUCUUACUUCGACACGGAUGUUUUGGAGAGUGUUACUAGCGCGGAGCUUCUGGCAUCUGGCCUUGUUCGGGUUCUGCUCGAAAUCUUCAGCAACCCUGAUGAAGAGCUGGCCCGCUCAGCCCAGUCGACAUUCCUUGAAGUCUUCAUGGCAUACACUGUCAAGUCGAAGCCCAAGACGGCAACUGCUGAGUCUCCGGCGACACCUUUCAGCGUCAUGAUCCACAAGCUUCAGGAUUUGCUCAGUAGGUCAGAGCAUUUCGAAGUCAUCACCGUGCACCACAACACCUUUGAUGGCAACCACACCAGCCCGGCUUCGAUGCUCGGAAAGCAGAUUCGCCUCCGCCUUGUUGCUGAUGAGGAGUCGGAUAUCCCUCGCCCAUACCGAAAUAUCAUGGUAUCGAUCCACGCCAUUGCGACCUUCAAGUCUCUCGACGAUUACCUACGCCCACGGAUUAGCCUCACUGAACGUCCCCGUGGCUCCGCUCGCAGAGAUGGCGUUGCUCGAGCGCUUGCCGCAAUGGCUAGCAGUGCAGGCCUUCCGCUCAGUAGCGCGGCUGCCGCCCGUCUGGCCGCUGCGGAACGGACGAGCCCAUUCUCUGGAGGACCUCCUAUUCCGCCACCUCCCGCCGCCCCAACACCAUCCAGCUCUCGGCCCCUGCGAAAGCUCAAGUCUCAGCCUGCCCCCGCGACCCCAGACCAAUCUGCCGGACCGUCUCGGGACAAGGGCGUUCUUCGGCGAUCUGCACGACGACACGCAGCCACAAGUACACCUCCGCCUCCCCGUCCUCCGCCAGCAGACUCUGAUGAGAUGCAAGACACACUAGAGUGCGCUGAUGAGAAGCAGCUGACCGACGACGAGGAUGCUGGUGAGAGCAGUGCCCUGGAUGCUAUUGUUGGCGAAUUGGAAGAAGACAUGGAGGAGGAAUCGACACCAGACGACACCUCCGCUGUCAACAUGGAGGUUGCUACUGGUGGACAUGUGACGGCACGCAAGGAGGAUGGCACGAGAAUCGCAACUCCCACUGGAUCCGGUGCACCUAGCCGUGCCAGCGGGCCUUCCGGAGGCCAUGGCACACCAACACCUUCAGCGGCGUCACGACCUUUGUCUUAUUCCUCAGCUCUCCAGUCUGUACCCCAGGACUGGCAUAUCGAGUUCAGUCUCGAUAGCAAGCUGAUCCCCAAUGAGACUACCAUCUAUCGGGCCGUCCACACCUCGGCAUCUAACUCAGAUGAGCACCUUGGCCGAAGCAUCUGGUCAACUGUGCAUCCCAUCAAGUUUAAGCGUGUGCCUGGACCUCCCCCAGCCGAAACACUUUCCUUCACGUCCAAUGUUGAGGCUGAUGGAGAGGACGAGCACGGCAUCCCUGCAUCCCUUGCGAAACAUCCGACCACAUCGUCGAUCCUGCGUCUACUCAACAUCCUCCAUGACCUCAAUUCCAACAUUGAGGAUGUUCUAGUCGAGCACAAGACCAGCAUCAUCGGCCUCAACGUUGAGCCGCUCUCUCAAUUUGUGAAUACCAAGCUCACCGCUAAGCUUAACCGCCAACUGGAGGAGCCCCUGAUCGUGGCCAGCAACUGUCUGCCCAGCUGGUCCGAAGACCUGGCACGACUGUACCCCUUCCUCUUCCCAUUCGAGACUCGACAUCUCUUCCUCCAGUCCACAUCUUUCGGAUAUGCCCGAUCGAUGACUAGGUGGCAGAAUACACAGUCAGGGGAGGACAACAGGCGAGACCGGAACAAUGAGCGGCCGUUCCUGGGCCGACUUCAGCGACAGAAGGUUCGGAUAUCUCGCCAAAAGAUUCUGGAAUCUGCGUUGAAGGUGAUGGAGCUAUAUGGUGCCUCUCAGAGCAUCUUGGAGGUUGAGUACUUUGAGGAGGUGGGCACGGGUCUUGGUCCCACGCUUGAAUUCUACUCGACGGUCUCGAAGGAGUUUUCGAAGAGGAAGCUUAAGCUCUGGCGCGAGAUGGAUUCGAACGGCUCGGACGAAUUCGUUUCUGGUGCUACUGGUCUUUUCCCACGACCUCAGAGUGACGAGGAAGCCGGAACACCCAACGGCGAGCGUAUUCUGCACCUGUUCAAGAUGCUUGGAAAGUUUGUUGCACGAUCCAUGAUCGACUCUCGCAUCAUUGAUCUCCACUUCAACCCAAUCUUCUUCCGCAUCGGAGACGCGACUUUGAGUGGAGUGAAGCCAUCACUGGGAGCUGUCAAGAUCGUUGACCCCGGCCUGGCGCGCUCACUGAAGGCGAUCAAGAGGUUCGCCCUUGCCAAGAAGGAAAUCGACGAGGAUCCUGCUCGAACGGCGGCGCAGAAGGUGGCUGACACAGAGAACAUUGUCAUUGACGGGGUCAAGAUUGAUGACCUGUGCCUUGACUUUACCUUGCCCGGCUAUCCCAGCAUCGAGUUGGAGAGCAAUGGCUCCCAAAAACGAGUCACCAUUGAUAACGUGGACUCGUACCUUGAGAAGGUCAUCGACAUGACUCUUGGCUCUGGUGUUCGCCGGCAGGUUGAUGCCUUCCGCACUGGAUUCUCGCAGGUGUUCCCCUACUCGGCGUUGAGUGCUUUUACCCCAGACGAGCUUGUGACUCUGUUUGGCCGAGUCGAUGAGGACUGGUCUCUUGAGACUCUCCUUGACUCUAUCAAGGCGGAUCAUGGCUACAACAUGGACAGCAAGAGCGUCAAGAACUUGCUUCACACGAUGAGCGAUUUUGAUGCUGCACAGCGCCGCGAUUUCUUGCAGUUCACAACUGGAAGCCCCAAGCUUCCGAUUGGAGGAUUCAAGUCUUUGACACCCAUGUUCACGGUGGUGUGCAAGCCCAGCGAGCAUCCCUACACGUCUGAUGACUACCUUCCUAGCGUUAUGACGUGUGUGAACUACUUGAAGCUUCCCGACUACUCCACCAUUGAUAUCAUGAAGAAGCAGCUUUUCACGGCAGUCAAGGAAGGCCAAGGGGCGUUCCAUCUGUCUUAAAUUGGUCUAUCAGUCUUGAAGAGGCGAAAGAUGUAAUACCGAGGAGGGUGACGAGGCGUUGGAGCUGAUCAGGGGCAUGUCAAUGGACGCCCCCCAUGCAUUACAGAGCAAAUGAUACCGGUAAUUCCUUUUUUGGACGAAUCGGCAAGAAAAGUUCUCAUACUCGCUUGAUGCCGUCACGACACGACAUUACCUAUCUCGACGAUGGCGCGCUGGGAUGAAUGAAUGAAGGAAGGAAGGAAGGAAAUAGAAAGGCAGGGUUUUGUUUGCCGCGUGCCCACAGAAAAAGCACAAACAUUGCAUUCAUGGUUUAGGUGGAAUUCAGGCGCAGGGAAUUUCCAUGAGAACUGAAUUGGAGGAACGGACGGUACGACAGAAUUUCAUACGUCUUCCUCCCAUCUUUGGGAUGGAUUGGAGGAUACGAGAGAGAGGCUUCUAGGGAAAAGGGAAGGGAAAGAUGGGUUGUGAACAAGUAACGCCUCAAUCAAGCGCAGUAGUUAUAGACUUUAUCUGAAAUUGAGUGAAUUUGGGCUCUUUUUGACA
Fusarium vanettenii 77-13-4 is the source of this 6132-nucleotide messenger RNA. RefSeq lists its product as uncharacterized. Gene Ontology annotation, molecular function: ubiquitin protein ligase activity. Gene Ontology annotation, biological process: proteasome-mediated ubiquitin-dependent protein catabolic process; protein polyubiquitination. The record is from RefSeq and is a predicted model, not a curated record. Gene Ontology annotation, cellular component: nuclear speck. The coding region runs from base 1 to 5589 and encodes 1862 amino acids. The transcript is spliced from 5 exons. NCBI's taxonomy places the organism in Eukaryota, Fungi, Ascomycota, Sordariomycetes, Hypocreales, Nectriaceae.